AUGUCUGUCGCUCCCUCUCUGCAGCUAUUGUACCCGCUGCUGCCAGGUCUUCUGGACUGUAACCCGUUCAGGGGGAGUGCGGACCCCGCCGAGCCUGCAGACACCUCAUCUUACCAGAACACGCCUGCCCUCCAGGCCCCGGAGGAGGUCCAGAUAGUGGUGGAGGUCCUCAGCAGAACCUGGGCCCUGCUCACAGAGAGCCAGCUGCACCCGGAUAUCAGGGCCCAGCUCGUGGGGUAUCUGUUCUACUUCAUCAACGCAUCACUGUUCAACUCGCUCAUGGAGAGAGGCUCUGAAGUGGGAUUCUACCAGUGGUCCAGAGGGGUGCAAAUGAGGGCCAGCCUGGAUCUGCUGCUGGACUGGGCCCAGGACAAAGGUCUGGGAGAACUGGCCUCGGAGCAGACGCUGAAGCUGACCUGUGCCCUCAACCUGCUGGCCACGCCCCGCAAGACCCUGCUCAAGUCCUUUUGGGGGUCCCUGCGCUCCCUCUACCCUGCGCUGCACCCCGCCCAGCUGCACCACCUGCUGAGCCUCUACCGAACCCCCUCUCACCUCGUGCCCCCCCACCGCAGUGCAUGGAGCCCCUGUGAGUCGGACCAAGCAGCAGCUCUGCACACCUCUGAUAUCCUGGAGAGUUUCGACAGCCACCACCCCCUGGUCCUGCCUGAGGGGGGGUACCACUUCCAUUUGGAGGCUCCGGUGGACGGGUGCGGCCUGAAGCAACAGCUGCACGAGCUCAGGAACUUCAUCCAUAAAUCCAGGGAGCAGCAGGUAUUCAGACGAUAA
Knipowitschia caucasica is the source of this 786-nucleotide messenger RNA. The record is from the annotation of a GenBank genome assembly. NCBI's taxonomy places the organism in Eukaryota, Metazoa, Chordata, Actinopteri, Gobiiformes, Gobiidae.